Bombus pascuorum is the source of this 1514-nucleotide messenger RNA. RefSeq lists its product as uncharacterized. The transcript has 2 exons. The record is from RefSeq and is a predicted model, not a curated record. Bases 180 to 1421 code for a protein of 413 amino acids. NCBI's taxonomy places the organism in Eukaryota, Metazoa, Arthropoda, Insecta, Hymenoptera, Apidae.
GCGACGUUAGUCUCGUCCAAACGACGGACUGUUUAACAGUGUUUUUUAUGCAUUUGAUGUGGUUGGAUUUUAUUCGUCCGAUUCGCGUGAAGUCAAACAGAGAGUGCCAGUUAUUGGAAACAGCCGAGUGAACGAUCGAAACCGAUUUUGAAUGUGCGACUAGAACUUAAAGAUAAAUAAUGUACCCGUCAGACGAGCCAUUGUCAGUUCAAAAAUUGGACGUGCUUUUAAGACAAAGUCUUGGUAACGACCUUCAAAUAAAGCAUGUUGAAUGGAAGCCUCUAACCGCGCCAGGCGAGAACUUUGGAAGCAUCAUGCUGGCCAUCAUUGUCACCUUAACGCGGUCAAGCAACAAAACGGAGACUCUUCAUCUGGUCGCGAAACUUCCACCCACUUCCGCUUAUCUAUUGGGCUUGUUUAACAGUCCAGUGACAUUCAGGAAGGAGCUACAAUUCUACAGCGUGAUGGUGAAGGAAUUCACAAACCUUCAAAUAGAAAGUGGUGUCAACGAGAAGGACGUGAGAGAUCUGGUACCAAAGUUCUUUGGGGGAAGAUUAGGUUUGAAAAAUCCAGAACAAUUUGACGAACAAGCUGCCAUCAUUUUGGAGAACCUGAAACUCAGUGGCUACGAUACGAGCGAUCGAAUCUUUGGACUAGAUAAGAAGCACACAGAAUUUGCAAUCGAAUCUCUAGCAAAGUUACACGCUCUCGGCAUUGCUUUAAAAAUAAAGAAACCUCAGUUAUAUGAAAGAAUAGCUGCAGAAGUAUUUUUAGACGUUUCAAGUGAAAUCACAGAAAAGUGUGUUAAGGACAUGUUUGGGAAAAGUAAAUCGGAUUUAGAGAGCAUGGAGGAAAUUAGACCGUAUUUAGAUCGAGUUAAUAAGACCAUAGAGUAUGGUCUUGAGGCAAAACAAAAUCUUAAGGAACCGGAAGAACCUUGGGCAACAUUUGUUCACAGUGACUUUUGGGUGAACAAUAUGAUGUUCCGACACGACGAAAAAGGAGAGCUAAUCGAUAUGAAGAUCGUAGAUUUUCAAUUAUCCGCAUAUGAUUACGGUAUGAAAGAUCUGAUCUUCUUUCUCGUGUCGAGCGCGAACGAAGAGAUUCUGGAUAACAAACUGGACCAUAUGUUUGACUUGUAUUAUUCUUGUUUCAUUAAAAUGUUAAAGACGCUAAACGUAGACACGGAAAAAUUUUCCAAGCAGAAGUUCGACGAAAUUCUGAAUCGUUGUGGGCCUGUAAAAUUCAAUCAAUGUAUCAUGAUGGCUCAAGUGAUUCAGGCACCUAAGAAAAGUGUCUCAGAGUCAGAGAACGUGGAGGGUAGCAAUGUUUUCAUAGAUAUAUCUGAUAAUGUAAUAUAUAAACGAAAAUUAUUGCAUAUUGUGACUCUAUUCGACAAAAGGGGAUGGUUACUUAAAUAAUGUUGUUUCUAUGUUAUAUCUUGUUAAAUAAUUUUUUAUGAAUUGAAUGGUACUUUUAUACAGGAUAAAAAGUAUAAAAUUUAUUGUAGAUAA